AUGGAAGGAAAGCUGCCCGUUUUGGACUCCUUCACCGUCAAUACCCCUUCUUUGUCGGUGGUGAUCAGAGCGGACGACACUCCUCUACCUUCUAAUGUUCAACAACAGCCGAUCCCAGCAAACCUUGUAACUCUUCAUGCUGUGGAGUGUAAAGACAGCUCAGCUCCUCCUUCUGCAGAAGCAACGCAAGAGUGCUCGGAGGCAGCAGCAGCAGCAGCAGCAGCAGCAGCAGCAGCAGCAGGAGCAGAAGGAGAAGGAGAAGAAGAUGAAAUGGAUGCAGAAGAGCAGCAAAUACUGCAGCAACGACAGCAGCAGCAGCAGCGUCUGCUGCACCUAAACAGCAAACAAAAUUUAAAUCAAGAAGAGUUAAAAGAAUUAAAAGAAUUACAAGAAAAAGAAAUAGAAAUACAUCGUAUAGAUAAAGAAAUAGAAAAAGAAAUAAAGAAUUAUAAUAAUAUGUUAAAAAAAGCAGAAUCUAAAUAUGCAGAUGAGCAACAGCAGCAGCAGCAGCAGCAGCAGCAGCAGCGGCAGCAGCGGAAAAUGCAGCAGCAACAGCAACAGCAGCAACAGCAGCAGCAGUAG
Messenger RNA from Eimeria mitis, 582 nucleotides. RefSeq lists its product as uncharacterized. NCBI's taxonomy places the organism in Eukaryota, Apicomplexa, Conoidasida, Eucoccidiorida, Eimeriidae. Bases 1 to 582 code for a protein of 193 amino acids. The transcript has 3 exons. The record is from RefSeq and is a predicted model, not a curated record.